Epinephelus moara (kelp grouper) is the source of this 1074-nucleotide messenger RNA. RefSeq lists its product as uncharacterized. NCBI's taxonomy places the organism in Eukaryota, Metazoa, Chordata, Actinopteri, Perciformes, Serranidae. The transcript has 4 exons. Gene Ontology annotation, biological process: response to bacterium. The record is from RefSeq and is a predicted model, not a curated record. The coding region runs from base 80 to 751 and encodes 223 amino acids.
ACCAACAGAACAGCCCACCUCUUUACGUAGAGACCAGUCUUACUGGAGCACAGUUCAUUGCAGCGGUGUUCACACAAAGAUGAGCUUCACCUUGAUAACAGCUUUGCUCUGUACCUACAGUUUGAUCUCUGUCUCUGUUUCGGAGUUCCACACUGUGGAGGUCCAGCCUGGUGAACAAGUCACACUCAUGUGCUCCAACUUUACCAGUUUUAUCUCUCACAUAUUCUGGUUCAGACUGACCAGCAGAGCCAACAUCAGCUGUAUCUCCUCUAUGUCGAGCCCUGAUACCAAAGCUUCGCUCCGUGAAGGAUUUCAAAAUGGCAAAUUUAAUAUGACCUCCAACACGUCUACCCUCUUUCUCACCAUCAAACCAGUGGAUGUGUCUGACUCUGGACUGUAUUUCUGUGGACUUCACCCCGAUGGGAAGUCAGUAAUUGUCAGUGCAACAUAUUUAAAUGUUCAAGGUAAGACUGUUGUUGCAGAGGUGUUUGCUGAAAUAACGAGCCUGACAAGUGUGAUCCUGGGUGCUCUGCUUAUUUUCCUCAUUGCAGUCAUCAUUGGUCUGGUUGUCAAAAUCAGGAAACUUCAUACAGCUCAUACAGAGGGACAGAAUCUACACCACAGUGAGAACCUGGGCUCUGAUGAUCUGAACUAUGCAGCGCUGAGUUUCCAUCAAAGAGCAAAAAGCAGCAGAAGGCCUCCAUCAGUGAACCAGCUGGAGCCACAUGUUGUGUAUGCUGCCACCAGAUAGACUCUGGAAACAUCUGGAACUGCAGCUCACAGUGGAACUGAUGCAUUGUCAUAUCAAACUGAUACUAUAUAUGCCCUGUGGUGACAAACAGCACUGUCUCACUGUCUCGGUGAGGUACUUUAAAAGUAUGUGCAUCAUGACUGAAGUCUCACCCACAGGAAGUUUGGCCUUCAGCUCUCUGAAGCUCAACCACACACAACAAAGGCCUUUAUGUCUCCAGAGCUCAACUGUAAUUGGUCAGUUUUGUUAAAAGUCAAGACGUUUUUGUGUUGUAAUUGUAGAUAUGUAAUCACUGAGCAUCAUGUUAGCCAUAAGUCAGUCUC